GAAUUGUUGUCCACUUGCUAAGAAUUUUGAUGUUCUAUAUUUUUCUGCAAAGUGCCUUUAUUCAUGGAGAAACCUUAUGUCCCUUUAGUGAAGAGAAAAAACCUUUGGAAGAGUUUGUUUCAUGAAUGGUUGCAUUGCUUCAAUUGUCAAGCAUUACACCUUUACUCUAAAAGGUCUCUAUUUAACCAUUGCAACUUUUCAAAUAUAUUUUGAAAAUUUCUCUAACAAAACGCCUAUAAAUAAGAGAAAUACAAUUCAUACCAGUCUCACAAACAAAUUUUUAAUUAAAAAAAAAUUAGAGUUAGCGAUUUCACACCUUUCCCCCAAACACGAUCACGAUGUCUUCAUACACCAAGAAGAUCACUCUCAACAGUUCCGACGGCGAAACCUUCAAAGUUUCCAAGAUGGUGGCACGUGAAUCGCAGGUGAUCAAGCAUAUGAUCGAGGAAGAUUGUGCCAAUGAAGCAAUCCCUCUUCAGGACGUCACCGCAAAUAUUUUGGCUAUGGUGAUUGAAUACUGUAAGAAGCAUGUCGAUGCCGCCGCAGCAAGUUCUGAUGGAAAACCUUCAGAAGAUGAUCUUGAGGAUUGGGAUGCUGAAUUUGUGAAGGUUGAUAAGGGUACGCUUUUCAACCUCAUUGAUGCUGCAAACUAUUUGGAAAUCAAGAGCUUGUUGGAUCUUACUUGCCAAACUGUGGCGGACAUGAUGAAAGGGAAGACACCGGAGGAAAUUCGAAACACUUUUAACAUCGAGAACGAUUUCACUCCGCAGGAAGAGGAAGAAGUUCGAAGGGAAAAUCAAUGGGCAUUUGAAUGAAUGAAACUUGGCUGCAAUGUAGAUUUAUUAUGCUUUUAUGUGUUUUUGUUUUUUGAGUGACUUUCUAGUUUGA
Medicago truncatula (barrel medic) is the source of this 888-nucleotide messenger RNA. Its product is annotated as SKP1-like protein 1A. Lineage: Eukaryota; Viridiplantae; Streptophyta; Magnoliopsida; Fabales; Fabaceae. Gene Ontology annotation, biological process: ubiquitin-dependent protein catabolic process. The transcript has a single exon. The coding region runs from base 339 to 815 and encodes 158 amino acids. The record is from RefSeq and is a predicted model, not a curated record.